GGCGCACACAGAAGGGACACUCACCAUGUUCCAGCUUCUUAUUGUAGCACUAGCCUUUGUAGGCACCAAUGCUCAGAUCUCCUGCGGAGGUUCAAUCAGUGCUGACAGUGGCACAUUGAGCUCCCCCAAUCACCCUGCUAACUACCCCUCCAACGCAGAUUGCGAGUGGGAUAUCAGUGUACCUGCUGGUAAGGUGAUCACUGUUGUCUUCAGUGCCUUUGAGGUGGAGGAUCGUGUUGGCAGCACUGGACUUUGUGAAUAUGACCAUGUCUACCUCUUUGACAACAACAAACAACAAGCAACUUUCUUCUGUGGAACUGAGAUUCCUGAGUCCUAUACCACCACUGGUAAUAGCAUGAGAGUUGGCUUAAUUACUGAUAGCAGUGAGAACUAUUCUGGCUUUAUGCUGACAUUUGUUGCUCAUGUUGAAGGGGAGACACCCGUCAUCCCAACUCCUGGGCCUAGUACUGCUGGACCUACUGCUGGACCUACUGAUGGACCAGACAGUUGUGGUGGAACCUUCACUGGUGCCACAGGUAGCCUUGUUUCACCUAACUACCCUAGUAACUAUGACAACAAUUUGGAUUGUGUAUACCAAAUCAAUGCUCCAGCAGGCCCUCUCAUCCUGGAGUUCUCAGACUUUGAUGUGGAGGCAUCUGGCUGUAGUUAUGAUUACCUGGAGAUCAGGGAGGACUCAGCAUCUGGCAGCCAACUAGGCAAGUUCUGCGGCUCAGCUAACCCAGGCAAAGUGUCAACAUCUGGUAGUUCAAUUUACAUGAGGUUCAAGACUGACUCAUCUGUCACAAAGAAGGGCUGGUCCCUUAGUUGGUCCAGAGCAACUUGUGAAUCAUUUGGUGGGACUUGUUCCUCAAGCUGCUCUGAUGCUGGGGAGUGGAAUUACCCAUGUGAUAAUGCAGGAGAAAGGUGUUGCAAGCCAGAUGUUUUCCCAAGUGAAUGUGGAGAGAGAAAAGUGUCUUUGAUCAGCCACCCUAAGAUUGUUGGAGGAAGUGUUGCCACGCCUAAUAGCUACCCAUGGCAGGCAUCUCUCCAAGAUGGUACCUUCCAUUAUUGUGGUGCCUCUUUGAUCACAGCCCAGUGGGUCGUCACUGCAGCUCAUUGUAUUGUCGAUGAAACCUCAACAACUGUUGUACUUGGUGAACAUGACCGUGACACUGCAAGCGGCAAUGAAGUCAGAGCUCCAUCAGCAAUGAUCAUUCCUCACGAAGGCUAUGCAGCUGGAGCCCCCUACCCCAAUGACAUUGCAUUGAUCAAGCUACAACAGCCAGUGACAUUCAAUGACUACAUCCAACCUGCCUGUCUGCCUGAAGAUCCUAACAUGUCUGUCACAACUGAGGACAAUUGUCUCAUUACUGGCUGGGGAUCAACACAGGACACUGGCAAUAACAAACUUCUCCAAGAACUUGUCGUUCCAAUCUGGUCGAAAGAAGACUGUGCCGCCAGAUGGGGACAGAGUUACAUCCUUGACACACAUAUCUGCCUUGGAACUGGCGAAACUGGAGCUUGUAAUGGUGAUUCUGGAGGUCCUCUUAACUGUAAGAAGAAUGGUAAAUGGUACCUUGCAGGGGCAACAUCCUGGGGAUACAGAGGCUGCACUGAACCGGAUUAUCCUGAUGUUUAUACUAGAAUUUCCAAAUAUGUUGACUGGAUCACUGAGAAGAUUUCUCAGAAUUCAUAAGUGACCCACACGAGACUUUGCCCCACUGUGGGAAUACUUAAAAUAACAUGGAAUAUCUUGAAAAUUGGAAAAUCUGAUUUUUCCUUAACAUUUAGAAGCCAAAAUUGUUAAUAAAUGGAGACUGGAUAUGAUUGGGAUACGAUUGAAUCAAGGUCAUCAGAGAACCAUUAAAUAUUAUAGGAUACAUAUACACUAUACUGUAAAAGUGAAAAAAGAUGAUUUACAUGCAUUUACAACUUCACAUGAAUUUACUAAACAGGUGCAAGAGUGAAGAUGAAGCAAGUGUCAUGUAUUCACUGUUUGUUGUGAUAAAUCAUGUUCAUCUACUAACUAUAUUCUUCUUUUGAAAUAAAUAAAAUCACAUAUUGUUCAUUGAAUAAAA
Messenger RNA from Owenia fusiformis, 2078 nucleotides. Lineage: Eukaryota; Metazoa; Annelida; Polychaeta; Sabellida; Oweniidae. The record is from the annotation of a GenBank genome assembly.